UAGUUGAAUCUUAGUAUAUUAUACCUGGUCUGUCUGUCUAACAAUCAUGAAACGGACUACCAGCGGGCCUCCUAAGAGACUUCGUCCAGGGCCACCUGCGGAUUUAAUUGCACUUGGAAAAAGCAAAACUGAACUUCAGAGAGCAGCCCCUGAACCAAGCCUACCGUCGAUAAAGAAGGUAUCUACAUUCCACACCAUAGCCGCAGCAACGUCUUCUCACCAAUCUCGUAUGUCACCCACUAUUCCUGAACCGUCUGUCAAAUACAUUGAUGCUGCUGCCCAAGAUUUACUAAAGAAAGUUACAGAGGCCAAAGAUCAGGAAACGGUUGAUGGAUUAGUAUGUGGGGCAAUUCGUGUUUUACGAGCAAACAGACUCCGGCCUGAUCAGGUAAUUGUGUAUACAUUGAUGGUUUUGGCAAAAAAACAGCCCUCUAUUUUUACCAGUGAAAUGGUAGUUGAAUGUCUAGUGGGACUCCUGAAAAAAGAUGUCGGAUUGGAAUAUAUUAAAUCAAAAGGGAAUAGCAUUUCUGCUGUGCUCGCUUGCAAUCUUCUCUUUACAGGAUUUGAGCAGAACUAUAGCUGGCCUUCCCUCUUGGUAAAAGUUUUCAUUGAAGACUCAUUGAGUGAUCGAAUAUGGGUUGAUCAUCCCAAGUGUAAAAAAUUUGUAUCCAGUGUUAGUACAGCUUUUGACACCGUUCAGAUUUCAAAAGAACAUAAAGUUGAUACUGGAGAAGAUGUGGAUAUGAAGGAAAAAGAUGAAUCUUCUGAAGAUGAACAAAAUGUUUCUAAGCGUUUCAUGGCUUCAGCAGAACUAGUACGACUUUAUGCAAUAGAUAUGGUUCGAGAGAGAGUUAAUCGCAGACAGGGCACUAUUUCUGCACAGGACCCAACAGGUGCUGCUUCAGGUCGUCAUUUGAUCAAAACAUUAAUUGCAAUGUGUGGAAUAUCAGAGAUACGUGUUAUAGCUGCUCAUAAACUGGAAAUGUGGUCUCAAAAUCCUAAGCUAGCAAAAUCUACACAAGACCUACUUAUGUCGAUAUGUGUUAACUGCCGAGAUCAUAAUCAGGAUGAUGUUGAUGUUAUAUCUUGCUUGGUUAAAAUGCGUCUCAAAACCAAGGCACUUCUAAAUCAUUAUAUUCAGUGUUUAAAAAUUUUGAUAGAUGCUCAUAAGGAUUCAAUCAAUACAUUAUUCAGCUACAUUAUUUAUAAUGAAUUAUCCAGUGCCAGGAAUCCUACAAACAUGUCUGUUAUAGCUGCUCUUCUACAACAUAAGCCCAAAAUUGCUGCAGAAACUUUGGCAAUAGUUUGCCAAGAUCUUCUACUUCAAAAAGAAGAUUAUUUAAGAGCUGUUCGUGCACUUGUUAGGGAAAUAGUAAGAAUAGCAAAGCAUGAUGUACAGUUUACUUCAUUUGCCCUUGGUAUAAUGAAAGAGCCAGAUCGUGAAAAGUUCAUGCAUUUGGAUCAGGCUCAUAAAGAGAGAUUUGUUUCUUCCACUGCUGAUUUAGUAUGUCUUCUGAUGUUAGUAAGUAUCUCUCCAACAGUAAAAGAGGCAAUUGGGGUUAUUACGAAAAAGGCCACCCCCACAUCAGAAGUUGAUCAUGAUACUAUUUUUCAUGGCCAUAAAUUGGAUUUAGCUGCAAUGCAACGAGAUGCUGUUUGGUGGUUACAUGCCACUGCAGUUCCCCUUCUUUUACCUAAAAUUACAACACCGGAUUUGGGACAGCAUAUUCACAAACUGCUUUUUCUGAAGUCCGCUGAAACCUACUACAUGAAGGAUAACUGGCCACCUGAAUCUGAAAGAGCAAUGAUGGUGAAACACUGUGCGGAAGUUCCAUUACUGGAAGACACAAUCAUGCGACUGGCUGUCAUUGGCCUUUCACACGAACAUCCAAUCGCUCCGGCAGAGACUCUUGAGCUUAUUGGUCAAUUAGUUCACAGAGCUGGUGCUUUGGCGAAACCACAUUUCAACCCUAUUCCAGUCGAGAGAAGGGAUGUCAUUGACACAUUGUUAUCUCUCGCUCAAUAUCAUCAUCCUGAAAAUAUCCAUCUUCCCUCUGACUACGUGCCACCGUCUUUAGCAAUUUCUCUGCUGUAUUGGUCAAUUUGGCAAACUCUGCUUAUUAUUUCUUCUUUUAAUCCCAGCUCUAUAGGUCUUCAGGCGUGGAAUGAAUAUCCAAUUCUUAGAAGUUUCAUGGAGAUGGCAAUCAUAAACAAUUUCACAUUUCCACUGGCAACAGUAGUUGAAGAAAAUGAGAGAUCACAAAUUGUGAAUAAAGAAAUGCAAAUGGUGGAGAUGGAGAAAAAUGAAAUUAUUGAGUUUGAAUCACAUUUGGCAGCAGCCACCACACAUCUUGCUGUAACAGAGGAGACAAGUUUGUUGCUUUCUCAACUUAUUGCUAUGGACACAAAAGGCCCACCUCGUCGACCACCUGAACAUAUACUAAACAAGACUCGAUUGAUAUGUAGUCAGAUUCAAGUUGGAGCCGGUUUAUGCCGAUCUAGAAAUCCAGAUUUCUUAUUAUACAUCAUUAAUAGACACGGAGAAGACCAGGCAAUGCCAUGGUUGUCUAGUCUGGUUGGCUCUGCCAAAGGAGAUAUGAGUAUGCUUCCAGUACAAUGCCUUUGUGAAUAUCUCAUGGCGAGCAGUGUUGAUGAUAGCAAAGCAGAAAACAAGCUAAUACAAGAGAAAGAAAUUGUCGCUCAACUUCAAAAUUCAUUACGAAAUCAACAAACUGAAGAAUCCUGGCAACCAAUAAACUAUUUUUUACGCAGGCUACAUUCCCCACAAUAUGAAACAAGACUGAGAGCAAAGCAUGCUCUAUCUCUCGUUCUGAGGGAUGAGGACAUGGAUACCAAUGACCCAAAAAUAUGCCAUGUACAACCUGUUCUAGAAGACUAUGAGUGGCUGCUAUAUCAACUUGUGUCCCUACCUAACUACAACUUUGUUCAUUCAAAAGCAGUUGAUGCAAUUACUGAGACAAUUAAAUGGGAUAGUGAUGAAAGUAUGGUCACAGCUUGUUUAGCUUUUCUUGCUGAUGACAUAACCAAAUUAGAUUUAUCGUUAGAAGAUUCUGCUCAAUCUGUCUCUCGUUUUGCCUUGUCUACAGCUCACUUGCUUAUUGACAGGCAAGUACUGGUGAGAAAUAUAUUAUCUGAUACAAUUAAGAAAUCAGGUUCGAGUGGAAAAACUAUAGCAAAUAUAUUUGUUGAAUCUAUUUUGAAAAUAUUUUUAUGUCACAUGAACUUGAUCAAAAAACAACAUUCAUCAGAUGGGACAGAUCACGAAGAGACAAUGGAGCAAGUACCUUGGUGUGACACACAGGACGAAAUUUUUUUAAGGUGGCCUAGAGGAAGCGGUCACGCCCAGAUGCAUAUUCUUGUUUCACAGGCCAUGAUUUUACUUUUGACAUGCGGACGUCCAAAACAAAAGAGAGGUAAUGCAGAUUCUUUAGAAGGGAAUAAAAUGUACCAGGAAGUGUUACAGACAUGGUUUGCAGAGGAUGGCUCAACUAUUCCCAAAGCUUUCUUGAUGGAUACCCAAGAGGAAGCCCUUCUACUUCCAGACUGGUUGAGACUUCGUUUAUUACACUGCGAAGUUAAUGCGACAGAUGCUAGACUUCCAAUUGCUGGAUCCCGAGAUUUGGACCUCGAACAGUUGUUGCUCUUUAUUCAAUCUUUUGGUAUUCCAUAUCAAUCAAUGGACAGACUAUUAGGUAGCCUCGAUGAGUUUUGUUCAUCAACACCUGAAGCUGUUGCUAAUUCAGUAAAAGACAAUAGAUCUUAUCUUGCUAAACUUGUGGAGGGCCAGUGGAAAAGGGGAUGCUGCAAUGGUACUGAUUUUCACGCUUUAUUGUCAAUGGAAAAAUUAUCACCUCGUCCUUCAGUAAUUCAAUCAGCAUCUGCCACGAUAACGGAUGUGGUAGAUUUGACGGUUGAUCAAAGUGAGGAUUCUGAUAUUAUCAUGGUUUCAUCUCCAGAAAAAGCAACAUCUAGUCAAGAAGAGGAUGAAAAUCUAUCUAUGCUAGUGGAUGACAGUGUAACUAACAUGUUGCAAGAUUUAUUUAUGGCCAAUGGUAAUGAUGUCAUCAAGUAUAAAAUGAAAAAGAACUUGAUAUUCAGGAAUUUAAUGAGGUCUAUCAAUUUGCGAAAAAUGAAAAAUUCUAAUGGUGUAGUUAAUUGUGUUUCCGAAAUGUAUGCCCUUGUUUCUGCUAAGAAAACGGGAUUGGUGUUUUUGAACGGUUUGUACAUGAAUACUAACUGGAGCUGCAGCCUUAUCAGAAAAAUUGAUUCCUCUUUGAAAAGAGCAAAAUCAUGUAGCAAUUUAUCUCAGAGAAAAAUAAUAGAUUCCAGUAUAGAAGUUUUUGAAAAACUUGUGUUGAUACUUAAAGUGAAAGCACCAAGCUCAUUGUCAUCUGAAAAUCAUUUAUUACUAUUACUACAGUCCUGGGCAUGUUCAGAAAAGAAACAGCAAGCUGAAAGCGAAGGUUUAGGUCAGCUUGACUGGGCAAGACUUGAAGAAUUCUUACGAAAGCAGUUGGCAUUCCUUGAAAGAGAUGAAGAAAUAAAAAACAAAGUAGCACUUGUGGCAAAAAUACUCUUAGAAGAAAUUGGGAAUAGAAAAUCAAAAGCUAGCAGGGGAAAAUGCGAUGUUCAAGAUGAUGCAUUUUAUGCAAGUAUUGGGACAACUGGACUUUUAAUAGAUUGGCUUCAGUUACUUGACCCUGAGCUUCUUGCCCACCGGCCAAAACUGCAGCGAAAAUUACUUUUUGAGUCACAGCGCUUGGUUACUUUAUCCAUGCCUAUCAAGAUGUCAGCAAAAAUGAGUAAUAUAAAACUUCCACAGUCAUUGACUUCUCAUCAAACAUAUCUUCUUUCACUUCUGGCUGAACACAGUAAUUGGGAGACUGUUUACAAAUGUCUGCAAUGGCUGCUUUCAGAUUCCACUUAUGAAACAAGCACAGAAAAAUCUGGAAAGAGUCAGUCUUCUGGAAUCAAUGUUGAUGCUCGCACAGCAAUGGAUUUCCUCUGGGUUUGUAUGCAUAUGUCUAAUAUUUGGAAAGGUCGUGAAAACAAGAGCACUAGUUUGCAGGAACCUGUUUUCUACUUAAAUUCUGAACAAUUUUGCAGAGUUUUAAGUUACAUGGUUGCAUCAAGCACCAAACAAGCCAGUUCUACUUUGAAAAGUGGUUGGGGAGGUACUUCUUAUUUUGAGUUAUUCCUGGUUUUCUAUACCAGGUUUGGUCAAAAGGUAAUGAGAUCUGAGAAUCUUGAAAAGACUGUUAUGUUUGUUUACUCAAAAGCUAAAGAAAAUGCAGUAGACUUGUGGUGGCAGCUUCUAGCUCAGCUCUAUAUUUUACAACCAUUUCAUGAUGUUUGGAAUACAACCAAUUCACAGUGUAAUGAAGGUAUUGAACAAAACUACACUCUUGCCAAAGCAGUUACAUCUUCAGAGGUUGGAUCCAUUUGUCGUCUGGAUUCACUUGUACAAAUGUUACUUGAUAGAAUUGGUUAUGUGAAAGAAACUGGACGUGUCGAUGCUCGAGACUCCGUUACAGCUAUUCAGUCAAGUGUUGAUAGCGCAUAUGAUGCAAGCCUAAUUCUCAAAAAGCUUGCCAGUUGUUGCCCAGCUAUUGUUUUACGACAACUUUCUUUAAUGUUGAUUACACUUUCUGGACGUACUUGGUAUGAAUUUCGAGAAUUUAAGGCCAAAAAUCACCUGUUGUUCAUGUCUCAACUUCUUGGAAUCUUGGAUUCAAUAGGUCAUCAGUUGUUUGAUAAUGAUUAUGCAAAUGAUGUUGACAAAAUUAUUGACACUUACCUCCAGAUGUGUUCAAAUUAUUGUACCAAAGCGAGAAGGCAACUUCGUGAUGUCAUGCACAACACUCUGCAAAUUGUUUAUCUAUUUUUACAAAAGAAACCGCAGCGAGCUCAUCGGAUUGUUUACCAAUACAUGUAUAUGCUCCAAGGACUGAUGGACCAUACAUAUAGUGAUCAUGACUAUGUUGUUUCUUUGAUAAGGAAAAUAAUGAACACUGUUGAAUCAGCUCCACUAAUGAUGAAUACAUACAAUGCUGAAACAGAGGAACCUGUUAACGAUGACAUCUUAAUCAUAGAUACUGAAAUAAGCGAUGCAAAUGAACAAGCCACACCAUAUCUGAGAAUUUUGGCCAAAAGUGAUGAUUUGGAAAAUAUUGCACAGGUUUUGGCAGAGUUAUCUGACACAAAGCGAAAAAUAACAAAUUUGGAGCCUUUUUUACCACACUUCACCAAGUUAUUUACAACUUGCAGAGAGAGUAGUAUUAGACACGCAGCCCUAAGUGCAUCCAUUGUUUGUAUGCGGGCCUCCCCUUCUCGAAGUUGCCCACAAAUAUUACCAGCGUAUCUAUCCUGCCUAACUGGUAUAAAAACACCGCUUGUUUCAACUUCCAGUCAAACAAGACUUUAUGAAUUGGGUGAAACCACUGCAGUAACUGGGACCAAUUCAGAUGAACUUGCACAAACAGCUUUAGAUUUCUUACCUGAUGUUGUUGUUUUGUGUAGAGAAAGAGCAGCAAAGAUUUUGGAAGCAGCUUUCGCUUGUGGUUCCAGAGGGGGAGUAGGCAUUCAGCCACCUGGACCUCAGGGAUUGCUUGGAACACCAGUAGCUAUCGGAGGAAAAUCAACAUGGCAGGAUUUGAGUGAACUUCUUGCCAAGUCAGUAACCUUGUUAAGUGGUCUCGCACAGUCAAAUGUGAAACCUGCACCAUCAGGACAGAGUUGAAUUUCCAAUUUGAAGAUCAAUAUGAUGGUGUAUGUUUGCAGUCCGAGAGGGAGAAACUUCCUGCGCCGAUGCGAAGCAAACUGAAAACCAGAAGUGUUUGAACAAAUGCAGAUUCGAUUCAAUAACAGUGAAAUUAGCAGAUAUUCCUGUUCACUAUCAUAACCAAAUACUUGUUUUACUGAAAAUAUCACAUGCUGAUUGUGAAAAUGUA
This is a messenger RNA of Styela clava, 6971 nucleotides long. Its product is annotated as integrator complex subunit 1-like. Gene Ontology annotation, cellular component: integrator complex. The record is from RefSeq and is a predicted model, not a curated record. Gene Ontology annotation, biological process: U2 snRNA 3'-end processing. NCBI's taxonomy places the organism in Eukaryota, Metazoa, Chordata, Ascidiacea, Stolidobranchia, Styelidae.